GAGACUCCUGGGAGUUGUAGUCCGAUCCGCCGGCGCCGGCGCUGGCGCUGCUGCAGGCUCGGCGCCGGCCUUUGUCUGUCUGCGGGCGCGCGCCGCUCCGGUGCUCAGGAACAGCCCAUGGAAGAAUCAUAUGGAGAGGUGGUGACUGAGGUCAUAAGCAGAAGUGGACAUGUUUGGAUUUCCAACAGCUACCCUGCUGGACUGUCAUGGAAGAUAUGCCCAGAAUGUAGCAUUCUUCAGUGAAUGUGAUGACUGAAGCCCACCACAAAUAUGACCACUCUGAGGCUACAGGAUCCUCAAGCUGGGAUAUCCAAAAUUCUUUCAGAAGAGAGAAGCUGGAACAAAAAUCACCAGAUUCUAAGACACUACAGGAAGAUUCACCUGGAGUGAGACAAAGGGUCUAUGAUUGCCAGGAGUGUGGAAAAUCCUUCCGACAAAAAGGUAGUCUCACAUUACAUGAGAGAAUCCACACUGGUCAGAAGCCUUUUGAGUGCACCCACUGUGGAAAAAGCUUCAGGGCCAAAGGCAAUCUUGUUACACAUCAGCGAAUACACACGGGAGAGAAGCCUUAUCAGUGCAAAGAGUGUGGGAAAAGCUUCAGUCAACGAGGUAGUCUGGCUGUCCAUGAGAGACUCCAUACUGGACAGAAACCCUACGAGUGUGCUAUUUGUCAGAGAAGCUUCAGGAAUCAGAGUAACCUUGCUGUUCACAGGAGAGUUCACAGUGGUGAGAAGCCCUAUAGAUGUGAUCAGUGUGGAAAAGCCUUCAGUCAGAAAGGAAGCUUAAUUGUUCACAUCAGAGUCCACACGGGCCUGAAGCCCUAUGCCUGUACCCAGUGCAGGAAGAGUUUCCACACAAGGGGGAAUUGUAUUCUGCAUGGCAAAGUACACACAGGAGAGACACCCUAUCUGUGUGGUCAAUGUGGAAAAAGCUUCACCCAGAGAGGAAGUCUGGCCGUGCACCAGCGAAGCUGCUCACAAAGGCUCACCCUUUGACCGCUCUCUUGAAGAGAAAUUCUCUUUAUGAAUUAAGAAUACAAAAUCCACUGAGAUUAAACAAUCUACCUAGUUCUAUGGAAUGAAUGGAGAAACUUUCAGAAAGACCAUGACUGGGUAGGGCAAAUUGACUUUUCUCCUUUCCCCCAAAAGAUUAUGAAAAAUAAAUGUCUUGUUUAUUAUCAUUAU
Messenger RNA from Saimiri boliviensis boliviensis (Bolivian squirrel monkey), 1184 nucleotides. It is a transcript of the gene ZNF32, whose product is annotated as zinc finger protein 32. Gene Ontology annotation, biological process: regulation of transcription by RNA polymerase II. Lineage: Eukaryota; Metazoa; Chordata; Mammalia; Primates; Cebidae. The record is from RefSeq and is a predicted model, not a curated record. Gene Ontology annotation, cellular component: nucleus. Gene Ontology annotation, molecular function: RNA polymerase II cis-regulatory region sequence-specific DNA binding; DNA-binding transcription factor activity, RNA polymerase II-specific.